AUGGCUUCGUCGCUUGGAUGCGCGCCAUUUCCUCGGGGCUACUUUGCAAACUCUACCACUUCACCACCGCCCCACCCCGGCGCCGACAACACCACAAACCACCUGUCCAUCGACCCACCGCCUAACCAUCUCGAAUACUGUACUCACUCUUCUGGUGUAGCCGACGGCUCGUGUGCCCAAAGCAGAUGGCUCACGCAGCCUUGGCACACAAAGUAG
Messenger RNA from Exserohilum turcica Et28A, 216 nucleotides. RefSeq lists its product as uncharacterized. The coding region runs from base 1 to 216 and encodes 71 amino acids. The record is from RefSeq and is a predicted model, not a curated record. The transcript is spliced from 2 exons. NCBI's taxonomy places the organism in Eukaryota, Fungi, Ascomycota, Dothideomycetes, Pleosporales, Pleosporaceae.